This is a messenger RNA of Nematolebias whitei (Rio pearlfish), 848 nucleotides long. RefSeq names its product transgelin (gene tagln). The coding region runs from base 121 to 735 and encodes 204 amino acids. The transcript has 6 exons. NCBI's taxonomy places the organism in Eukaryota, Metazoa, Chordata, Actinopteri, Cyprinodontiformes, Rivulidae. Gene Ontology annotation, molecular function: protein binding. The record is from RefSeq and is a predicted model, not a curated record.
AAACAUAUACAAAGUCUAAGUCAAGCGUCCCGUCUCGUCCCCCACACUGCACCAGAGGCCAGCACUGAGCGCACAUUUACCUCCAAACAGAACAGGAAGUUGACGUGACCUGACAUCAAGAUGGCAGCAAAGGGUGUCAGCAUGGCUAACAAGGGUCCAUCCUAUGGCCUGAGCCGGCAGGUUCAGGACAAGAUCGACAGCAAGUACGACCUGGAGCUGGAGCAGAUCCUGGUGGAGUGGAUCAGCCGUCAGUGUGGUUCUGGUGUGGGGAAGCCAGAAGCCGGCAAACUGGGCUUCCAGGCCUGGCUGAAGGAUGGAUGUGUCCUGAGUGAACUUAUCAACAGCUUGUUUGCUGGGGACAAACCUAUAAAGAAGAUCCAGAGCUCGCCCAUGGCUUUCAAACAGAUGGAGCAGAUCUCACAGUUCCUCAAAGCUGCAGAAAAGUAUGGCGUCACCAAGACCGACAUGUUCCAGACUGUGGACCUCUGGGAAGGUAAGGACCUGGCGGCAGUGCAGAGGACCCUCUCAGCCCUGGGCAGCUUGGCCGUCACAAAGGAUGAAGGCACGUACAAUGGAGACCCCAACUGGUUCUUCAAGAAAGCGCAGGAGAACAAGCGGGAUUUCAGCGACGAGCAGAUAAAGGCGGGGAAAAACGUGAUCGGCUUACAGAUGGGCUCCAAUAAGGGGGCCAGCCAGGAGGGAAUGAGCUAUGGAAGACCCCGGCAGAUUCUGUAACAUCCCCUGAGUCACAAAUAUGCAGAACCUUUUUGUUUACCCAACGCAUAAGAACCUUUAAAUGUCUUUGUUACAACUCCAUGUUCCACUUUGGAAUAAAGGGAUUUCCUAAA